This is a messenger RNA of Centropristis striata (black sea bass), 3170 nucleotides long. It is a transcript of the gene cers2a, whose product is annotated as ceramide synthase 2a. Gene Ontology annotation, molecular function: sphingosine N-acyltransferase activity; DNA binding. Gene Ontology annotation, cellular component: membrane. The transcript is spliced from 11 exons. NCBI's taxonomy places the organism in Eukaryota, Metazoa, Chordata, Actinopteri, Perciformes, Serranidae. The record is from RefSeq and is a predicted model, not a curated record. Gene Ontology annotation, biological process: ceramide biosynthetic process. Bases 398 to 1537 code for a protein of 379 amino acids.
CCAACAUACUACCAUAAUAUCCACUGUAUCCGUCCGAUUCAACUGCAACAAACCGAGGCCCUUUCAGAUCACUUUAACCAGACGAAAAGUUAAAAGCUAAACAUUUUUGUCCUCACUGAACCAGCUUCAAAUCACGACCACAAGUGAGAGUUUUUGGAGGCAAAGUGCGACACAGUUUUUUCUUUCUGAGAAUGUGGCGAACCUGCGGUUAGAGAAGAAGAAGAAAAAAAAGGCGGAUGGCAGCUCAUUGAACGAUCAACAAGUUGUCUUUGAUGGCGAUAACUAUAUGAAAUCCCCCUCCCACACAACAGGAACAGAGGACGAGAAGCAGCUGCGGUACAGGGGAGACAUUUUAGGACGAACGUUACAUUACCUGGCUGCACAGUGAAGAGAGAGGAUGUUGUCUCAGCUUCAUGAGGCGAUAUGGGCCGACUGGAUUUGGUUUCCUGAAGGCCACGGCUGGGCUGACCUGACGGACCACGAUGGCAAAGUUUACCCUAAAACACAGGACCUCUGGGCUACUAUACCCAUCGCUAUCUGCUUCAUUGUCUGCAGACAGAUAUUUGAGAGGACAGUAGCGACUCCACUUGCCUCCCUGUUGGGAGUGAGUGACAAGCAGCAAGUUCAUGCUCCUCCUAAUCCCGUCCUGGAGUCCUAUUUCUGCAGCACAUCAAAGCAUCCCACACAGAGCUCCGUAGAGAGUUUAAGUAAACAGACGGGCUGUUCGGUGCGACAGGUCCAGAGGUGGUUCAGACGGAGGAGAAACCAGGACCGACCCAGCAAGCUCAAAAAGUUUCGGGAAGCAAGUUGGAGAUUUACCUUUUACCUUCUUGCUUUCUUUGCUGGCCUGGCAGUCCUUGUUGACAAACCAUGGUUGUAUGAUAUGAAGAUGAUGUGGGAGGACUUCCCGAAAAUGCCACUGUUGCCUUCACAGUACUGGUACUACAUGAUCGAACUAGGCUUCUAUCUCUCGCUGGUUUUUAGCGUAGCAUCAGAUGUCAAACGCAAGGAUUUCAAAGAGCAGAUAAUUCACCACGUAGCCACCAUCUCCCUCAUCAGUUUCUCCUGGCUGGUCAACUACAUCCGGGCAGGGACUUUGAUUAUGUUGGUGCAUGAUGCCUCCGACUAUUUAAUGGAGUCAGCCAAAAUGUUCAACUAUGCAGGUUGGAGGAAAACCUGCAACUGCAUGUUCACCCUGUUUGCAGCAGUUUUUAUCGUCUCUCGCCUCGUGGUCCUCCCCUUCUGGAUCAUAUAUACGACGUGGGUGUACCCCCUGACCCUCUACCCCCCCUUCCUGGGCUUCUACUUCUUCAACGGGCUAAUGUUCGUGCUGCAGAUUCUGCACAUCUUCUGGGCCGCGCUCAUCCUGCGCAUGGUCGUCAAGUUCCUGCCAGGCAAUCAUAUUGUCGAGGACGAGCGGAGUGACAAAGAGGAGACUGAAUCGGAAGAUGACGAUGAGCACAAAGAAAAGUUUAAGAACGGCUACGUGCAGAACGGCCACACCCUCCUAAACAACAACCACAGUAAGACGGAGUGAUUGGACUGUAAGAGCCGGAGACGAGGCUGAGUGACGACGGGCCCCUCACAUGUGGCCCUCACCGGAAAGCCAAAGAACAGGAGCGUGCCGGCAUGUUGAAAGGUGCAACAGGCGGCAGCACACACACACACACACACACACACACACACACACACACAUGCAUCUUUACCUUACUUUCUGAUACCCCAGUAGUCCAAAGUGGAUAUUUCACUUCGAUUACAUUAAAUUAAAACCGAGAGAGGAGGACUGCGGUGGAGAACCACAGUGAUCUGCUUUGCACCUCAGCAGAGUGUUCCUCAUUCACCUCUUUUCUCUCUUUUUUCGCUUAUUUUUUGCUAAGAUUUUGUGCUGCUGACCAAGUUGCCACAAGCCAAAUCUGCCUGCUUGUAGCUUUAUGAUUUGUCCCUGGAAGUGUUUUAUCGGCAACGCUGUGGUUAGGACGGGCGCCGCCUUCCUGCACAGUCAGUUAAAACCCUUCCAAGUAUUACUGCCCUUUACACUUGACUGAUUUUUGCUCGAAAUAACCACACUGAAAGUGAGCGACACGUCGAGGAGGUGAAUGAUGUCUCUCUAUGGACCAUAACCUGAUUUAAAUCUAUUCACUGAAGUUAAUAAUGAAUUUGUGCGGGUCAGAUAUUGCAGCUGCCGUUUGUCAUCUUGGCUUUUCUAAAAAAAAGAAAAGAAAAAAAGAGAAAUAUUUCAGUAAUGUUUAAAACAAAAUAAUAAUUGGAGGUAAAUAAUGUUUUUUUAACAGUCUGGAGAGAAAAAAGCGCAAGAAGGUGCUACAUCUGCCACGUGUUUUGAAAUGUGCCUUGUGUGAAAGUUUGUCUUAAAUGCUUUGCCUUUUUUUGGGCAGCAGAAUGCACAGAUUAUUUUUAAUGUUUUGUUUGUGCUUAAUAUCAUUUUAGUUGUAUGAUUUUAUCUUUUAUUUGUUUUCAGUCCAGUCGACGGUUAAAAUUUGGGAGCAAUUUGUGUGAGUGUAACCCAAACCAAUCAGUAACUGUUUAUGAAUUCUUUAUGGGCUGGAAGAGUCAAUAGCAUUUCCAUCCACUGUUGUUUUUCCCAUCCAUCCAAAGAUGCACUUUAUGGCUUCAUCCAUUGAUCAGCAUUGACAAAAUAUCUUGUACACAAGCUUCGUGUUUGAUCUCAAUUCAAAACUGAUUUCUUUUUAGUUUAGAUUUGAAAUUUUGUUUCAUAUUUAUUCUCAUUAUUACUGACCCAAGAUCUUCCUCGUUGUCAGUGUUUCGGUUCAUUUUGUAAAAAAAAAAAUAUUCACAUGUUUAAUGAAAUCUUAAGAUUAAGAGGUAAAAAUGAAACACCAAAGUACGGUUUACAUUUUGUACUACCUUGUCAUUUGCAAGUGCCUUCAUCAUUUCAAGUGUUAAUUGUAAAAAAAAAAAAAGUUAUUUUUGUUCCUUUUGUCUUCAUUUUUGCUGUGUUUUUGUGCCCCAUCACGUCGUGCACUGUAACGCUCUGAGCCUCUAACAUUUCCUGCCUCGGCUCAUGACAACCAAUCACCUGCAGCUCCCUCUAAAGAGCUUUGCUUCUACAGAAGUGUUUUUAUUCUGCGUUUUGUGUUGCGGAGAUGUAAAAUCAUAAUGACGUUGAUGAUAAAGAUAAUUGUGGAUAACUA